UGGCCUCAGCCCCGGAAGCCGGAAGCGCCGGUCGCUCCGGGGUCGCUGGCCCGAAGACCAUGAGCGCGGCGGGUGGCGUUCGCCGCCGCGCGCGACUGUCACGCCUCGUGUCCUUCAGUGCGAGCCACCGGCUGCACAGCCCCUCUCUGAGUGAUGAAGAGAACUUGACAGUGUUCGGGAAGUGCAACAAUCCCAAUGGCCAUGGACACAACUAUAAAGUUGUGGUGACAGUACACGGAGAGAUUGAUCCUGUUACAGGAAUGGUUAUGAAUUUGACUGACCUCAAAGAAUACAUGGAGGAGGCCAUCAUGAAGCCCCUCGAUCACAGGAACCUGGAUCUGGAUGUGCCGUACUUUGCAGAUGUUGUAAGCACAACAGAAAAUGUAGCUGUCUACAUCUGGGAAAACCUCCAGAAACUUCUUCCUGCAGGAGUUCUUUAUAAAGUAAAAGUGUAUGAAACUGACAACAACAUUGUCGUGUAUAAAGGAGACUAGAUUUUAGGGUUAAAUUAUAGGAAGGCUGAUUGCUUUUCAUAAUUAAAAAGCCCUUUGUCCUUUAGAAUAUCCAGCAGUCAUCACAUACUUGUGUCUCCACGUUGUAUUCUAGAAUGCUGAGAGUUAAAAAUAAUUGUAAGGUCCAUAUUUAAGUGUAUUUAAAAAUCAGACUUUUAGUAUGUCCUGAAUAUAUAUUUGGUGAGGGAACAGGGAAGAGCUGAGGACUGGUGCCCGCCCCCCCCCCC
This is a messenger RNA of Peromyscus leucopus (white-footed mouse), 739 nucleotides long. It is a transcript of the gene Pts, whose product is annotated as 6-pyruvoyltetrahydropterin synthase. Gene Ontology annotation, biological process: tetrahydrobiopterin biosynthetic process. Gene Ontology annotation, molecular function: 6-pyruvoyltetrahydropterin synthase activity. Gene Ontology annotation, cellular component: mitochondrion. Lineage: Eukaryota; Metazoa; Chordata; Mammalia; Rodentia; Cricetidae. Bases 60 to 494 code for a protein of 144 amino acids. The transcript has 6 exons. The record is from RefSeq and is a predicted model, not a curated record.